Molecule: messenger RNA, 1008 nt
Organism: Caenorhabditis remanei
Lineage: Eukaryota; Metazoa; Nematoda; Chromadorea; Rhabditida; Rhabditidae
Exons: 5
Coding region: 1-1008 (335 amino acids)
Source: RefSeq, a predicted model, not a curated record
AUGGAUCAAAAACACAUUCGCUGGAUUUCUAGCGCUUUAUCAAUUCUGGUUCUUUUUUGGAUAGUGCCAGUUAUUUUGGGAAAUAAAGAUAUAAUGAUAAACUCGUUUAUUUGUGGAGCAGUUGGAUGUUUGAUGAACUGGUAUCUGUUUUCAGUACAAGUUGGUGGAAGCCGCCCAUCAAAUAUUGUCAAUGUAUUCAGUAAGACACGGAGGGGCUUUCGUGGAAAUAAUGAAUGGUUUGCGAGAGUUGAUAGCUCUCAUGGGAAGGUGAACUACCAUCAUAUUAAUGUGAAUUCGAGAAUCACUGGUGUGCCAGAUCCACAUAUUUCAUUACCAGGAUGGGAGACUGGACUUGCAACAAUAAUAGCAAGAUUCUUGAAGUGUAUUCAAAAUAAUGUGGUGCUUGUAACGUUACUUCUACUCAUUGCUAUUUUUUUGAAACACAAGAAUAAUCAGCCAAAAGAAGGAUGGUACCGCGAGAUGUUAUCGAUUGGUGUUGGAGGUUUCUCUAGCUCUUGGUUAGGAGGUAAAAUUGGAACAUUCAUUUUCCCAGGAAUUGGAACUCUAGUGGGCACAAUUUACGGCGGAGUAAUUGGUGGAGGAGUUGUUGAAUUUCUGCGAUCUUUGAACACUGGUCUCCUUGUCGCUUUUUGUGUUAUGGAAUGGAGAUCUAAAUUUUCCAAAAAAGGAACAAAAAAGAACAACGAUGAUUAUUCGUGGUUGUUGUGGUUACUCAACGCAUUAGUCGACUUUGCGGAAAUAAAAGAGAUUCCAACGGAUGAAGAAGGGCGAGUUGUAUUGUUUUUAGCCAGACUUUUUGUGUAUAUCAUGGCAUAUUUUGGAGUUCAAGUGGCAACAUUUGAGAAACAAUUAAAUUGGAGCGAGAGCGGUGGUGGAGUCAUUGGCGCUACUAUCGGUCUGGUUCUAUGGGAAACCUUCUGCAAACUUUUUGAAAUGACUUUUACUCAAUUACCAUCUAUCUCAAACUCUACGAUGACUCUUCAAUAA